AUGGCGAAGAAGGCGGAUGAGCAGACUACCAUUAGCAAUAGCAGCAGCGCCGUUAUUGAUCCAAAGAGCGGGUUUUGCUCAACCACCAAGACUUUCCACAGCCUCAGGCCCAAUGCCCCUCUCCCUCCCCAAACCACACCCCUCUCCGUCACCCACUACAUUCUCUCCCAUCUCCAACACUCUCCUCCCCCGCAUUCCACUCCCGCCCUCCUCGACGCCGCCGCCGGCCUCCGAGUUCUCUAUCCCGAGUUCACUCGCCGAGUCCAAUCCCUAGCCUUCUCUCUCCAUUCCCAACUCGGCCUCUCCCAUGGCGAUUGCGCCUUCAUUCUCUCCCCCAACUCUCUCCACGUCCCUGUCCUCUACCUCUCUCUCUUCUCCCUCGGCGUCAUCGUCUCUCCUUCCAACCCCGCCAGCUCCAUUCCCGACCUUUCCAGCCAAAUCCGCAUCUGCAAACCCGCCGUCGCCUUCGCUACCUCCGCCACCGCUCAUAAAAUCCCCAAUUCGCUCCGUCUCGGGACUGUUCUCCUUGACUCGGCCGAGUUCGAGUCCAUGAUGACGUCUCCCGCCGCCGCCGAGCCGCGCCUAGUUCAAGUGAGCCAAUCGGACACCGCGACGAUUCUCUACUCGUCGGGAACGACCGGGAGGGUCAAGGGAGUGGCUUUGACUCACCGGAAUUGGAUAUCAACGUUGGCCGGCGUCUACGCUGUUCGAAGAGCCGCCGCGGCUUCUCCACAAGCCGCUGUGGCUCUCUGUACGGUGCCGUUUUUCCACGUGUACGGGAUCGCGUUCUGCCUGAGGGUUUUGGCUGUGGGGGACACGCUGGCGUCGAUAUCGGGGAGGUUUGAUUUGGAGGCGAUGAUGAGAGCCAUCGAGCUGUUCAGAAUCACCCACGUCGCCUGGGCCCCGCCGGUGGCUGUUGCCGUGGUAAAGAGCGGGGAUGGGAAUGAGACGGGCGGCUACGAUUUGAGCUCGCUGCAAGUGAUCGCCUGCGGCGGUGCUCCGCUUGCGAAGAGUGUCAUCGACAAGUUGAAGAAGCGGCUCCCGAACGUUCAACUGGCACAGGGAUAUGGAUUAACGGAGACAACGGCCCGAGUGUUUGGGGCAGUGGGCCCAGAAGAAACGCGAGUAGAGGGAGCUAACGGAAAGCUGAUGCCCAAUAUUGAGGCCAAGAUUGUUGAGGCUGAUUCUGAGACUGGCAUUGGGUUGCCUCCUCUGAUGCAAGGGGAGAUUUGGGUUAGAGGACCAUGCAUUAUGAAAGGUUACGUUGGUGAUGAAGAAGCCACUGCCGCAGCUUUGGACUCGGAAGGAUGGUUAAAAACUGGAGACCUUUGUUAUAUUGAUAACGAUGGUUAUCUAUUUUUUGUUGAUAGGAUAAAGGAAUUGAUCAAGUACAAAGGCUACCAGGUUGCCCCGGCAGAGUUGGAGCAUCUGCUUCAAUCCCAUCCAGAUAUUGUUGAUGCAGCUGUGAUUCCGUACCCUGAUGAAGAAGCAGGUCAAGUACCCAUGGCCUUUGUGGUGAGGAGCUCUGGAAGUUUUGUUGACGAAUCGCAGGUCAAGGAUUUUAUUGCCAAACAGGUUGCACCUUAUAAGAAAAUACGAGGAGUAGCAUUCAUCAAUUCAAUACCAAAGAGUGCACAGGGUAAAGUGAUGAGGAAGGAAUUAAUCAAACUUGCAUUAUCCAAGCUGUAA
Messenger RNA from Prunus armeniaca (apricot), 1689 nucleotides. Lineage: Eukaryota; Viridiplantae; Streptophyta; Magnoliopsida; Rosales; Rosaceae. The record is from the annotation of a GenBank genome assembly.